Molecule: messenger RNA, 2390 nt
Organism: Thrips palmi
Lineage: Eukaryota; Metazoa; Arthropoda; Insecta; Thysanoptera; Thripidae
Product: polyubiquitin-like
Exons: 6
Coding region: 228-1817 (529 amino acids)
Biological process (GO): proteasome-mediated ubiquitin-dependent protein catabolic process
Cellular component (GO): nucleoplasm; cytosol
Molecular function (GO): ubiquitin binding; proteasome binding; polyubiquitin modification-dependent protein binding
Source: RefSeq, a predicted model, not a curated record
CCGACCGCGCCGCCACCGGCUCUGCCUCCACCCCGCCGCCCGCUCCCCUCCCCUCCCGUCCCUGCGCGCGCCAGUGCCAGUUGUGUCUGUGACUCGGAGCGGUGAACAGCAGUGCAGCAGCCAGCGGUGUCGUGUAGCAGCCCAGCACGCCGCUUCGUCGGGCGUUUGGCCACGUUCCGCAACAAACAGGAAGUUCGAACCUGCAUGGUGCGAGGUCCCUUGGAAGAAUGUCGGAUUUCCCGGUAUCGCAAAUGGGGACGGUGUCGCUGCUGGACGACGACGGGGACGCCCUCUUCACGGUCGGGGCGGAGUGCGGCGGCGCGCCGUGCCGCGUGGCCGUGGACCGCGCCGGCCGAGCGCAGCCCAUCAUGCGCCUCGUGGCGCAGCGCCCCGGGGAGCUGCGCAUCAAGAUAGAGAACCCCAACGCCUACGGGUCUGCCUACUUCAUGAUCCGUCGCCUGGAGGACAACAGCUGUCGUGCCUCUGAGGUGAGCCGCGACGACGGCCAGGUGGUCAAUGACUACAACAUCCUGGGCUCCGGAGACCACGGAGUCAUUUCCCGGGACAAGUCCACCGAGUCGGCCAUGGUCGUCACGCCGGUGCAGCAGGGCGGCGGGGGAACCGUCAGGGAGAGCGACGAGGCCGCCAAGACGGUGCCGAGGACGAGGUUCAGCGUUCUGGUGGCGCCCGCCGUGGGCCACUCCAAGUGGGAGCCGGCCUACUGGACUCCACGGCGCUGGGUGGCUGCGAAGCCCAGCGACGGAGCCGACAGGGGCAGGAACCCCAUGGCCAAGAUGUGGGUCCGGGUGUGGGUAGUCCCGAAGGGCACGGCUAUGAUGGUGCCCGCCUGGCCGUCCCAGACCGUUCUGGACUUCAAGAGGACAUUGGCACGGAAGCUCGGCGACGGCGCCACGGCGGAGCGACUGCGGCUGUACCGGACGGAGGACGCCCUGGAGGACUGGCGGCAGCUGGACGCGUGCAGGGUGUACCACGAGACGCACUUGUACGUGGUGGUGGCCGCGGCACCCAGCCGCCGGCCCACGCAGGGCCGCCUCAUGGCGGUGCGGGCGCGCUGCUUCGGCGAGGAGGUGUGCGACCUGGUGCUGCAGCUGCGCGCGCGCGCCACCAUCGCCGAGCUCAAGGAGGCCGCCCGCAAGAAGCUCCGCGCCGGCCGGACCGACGCCCUCCGCGCCGUGAGGGUCGGCCUGCCCUGCGGCCUGCCCGACGACUGGCUGGUGUGCGAGGUCACGGACGAGCAGUCGAGGGUCCACCUCAUUGUGAGUAAUGCUCACUUCGAAGCCAGACAGAUGCGUCUCUGCGUGUCGUCUCUCAGCGGCGGCCAGCCGCUGUACGUGUGCGUGCCCCGAUGUGCCCUCGUCAGGGACGUGAAGCAGCGCGUCCAGGCCGAGGAGGGCUUCCCGCCGCACCUGCAGCGGGUCCUGUUCGGCGCCGAGACGCUGCAGGACGACUUCCGCCUGGCCGAUUACGGCGUCGCCAGCGACGCCACCCUGCGCGUGGUGCUCAACCUCGCCGGCGGCGGCCCGGAGUUUCCGGAGGGCGCCGAGCAGGUGGAGGCCGUGCAGAGCACGCCGACCAAGGGCGACGACGCGGAGGACGCCAACAGGGACGCCGACCUGGUGGUGGCCAAGGUGGUGGCCGGGCAGCGGCGCGCGCCGCCCGCAACCACGAGGUGCCACUACGCGGCGCUGCUGUCUCGGGCCGCGCCUCUGCUCAUCAUAGAGGUCUCCUUGGAGGCGGCUGCGUUGGAGCCUCCUGCCAAGAAGCCCCGCUUGGCUCGAGGUAGAUUCAUGCAUUAGUAAUUUCUUGACAUUCUUAUGUAGUUUUCAUUUUUAUUAGCUAUCUGACCUGUAAGAGAAAAAGUAUCAUGUCCUUACUUUCACUACCUUACUGGUAAAGUUAGGCGUGUUAUUGACAAUGAGGUGAUUAAUUGUACUAGUGGAUGAUUAAUCAAGUUGCGUUUGUUGAAAGUCCGGCUUUUGAAAUUUUAACUGCACUAAAUUUCAGAUUGUUUACUUAAUUUAAUGGAGCUUAGGCUGUAUUAGACCUGUAGUAAAUUUUCAAGUGUUUGAUUACUUGUUUGAUUACCUGUCAUUUACGUCCAGAUUUUUAUGAUGAAUCUGUUCCAAGUUUUUGUUAUUUUACUGAAUUUGAGAAUAAUGGCACUGUGUUUGACCUGUAUUUAACUUCUGAUUGAUGAGCCACAUCGUGCUUAAUAUAAAACCAAUUUUAUUAAAAAUUGGACUGAGGUUACUUUUAAGCAUUUUACUUAAUUUUACUGUAUUGACACUGGCCUUUCUAUUUGAAAGUUGUGUCUUGUUUGACAUUGUUCUGACAUUGUUUAUUAGUAAAACAAAUUUGUCGCAUAUUAA